This is a messenger RNA of Humulus lupulus (European hop), 1361 nucleotides long. RefSeq names its product protein DMR6-LIKE OXYGENASE 2-like. Bases 67 to 1122 code for a protein of 351 amino acids. The transcript has 3 exons. NCBI's taxonomy places the organism in Eukaryota, Viridiplantae, Streptophyta, Magnoliopsida, Rosales, Cannabaceae. The record is from RefSeq and is a predicted model, not a curated record.
UGGCUUGCAACUUGCAACCCUUUAUCAAUAAUUUCUCUCUUUCUUUCUAUCUCUCUCUCGGAAGAAAUGGAGUCAUUUCAAAUGGCCAAAGACAACACUCCUCUUUCCCUUUCACAAAAUUUCAUUCUUCCGGAAGAAAAGAGGCCACAACUCUCAAAAGUGUCAACUUUGGACUCAAUUCCCAUAAUUGAUUUUAGUGUUAUCAACAAAGAUGGUGCUUCCCAUGAGGUUCUACUUGAUAAGAUAACAGAAGCUUGUGAAGAGUAUGGCUUCUUCCACAUCAUAAACCAUGGAGUCCCUCAAGACUUGUGCAAAAGAAUGUUGACAGCCGUUUCUGAUUUAUUCAAAUUGCCUCCUCAAGAAAGGUCCAAGCUCUUCUCUACAGAUCAUACCAAAGAAGCCAGAAUUAUGAACUACUUCCUUAAAUUUCAAAACCAAGACAAGGUCACAAUGUGGAGCGAAAACUUUAGCCAUCCUUGGGAUCCUAAUGGAGAUUUUUUCACUUUGUUACCAGAAAAUCCCCCUCUAUAUCGAGAACUUUUUGUUGAAUAUGCAAAGGAGAUUAAUAAGUUGAUGGAGAUCAUUUUCGGGCUAAUAUCUCAAAGUCUUGGCCUGGAGAGGAAUUGUUUACAAAGCAAGUUAGGUGAGAAGCCAAUGUUGAAAGCACUAGCCAACUUCUACCCGCCAUGUCCAGACCCUGAGCUCACACUUGGACUGGCUGUUCAUUCUGAUUUUUAUGCCCUCACAGUGUUGAUGCAAUCAGAGGAAGUGAAUGGUCUCCAAGUGAUCAAAGAUGGGAAUUGGGUUGAUGUUAAACCAGUCCCAGAUUCAUUUGUUGUCAAUAUUGGUGAUCAACUUCAGGUCCUAAGUAAUGGAAGAUACGAGAGUGUUAUCCAUAGAGCCGUGAACAACAAAAUGGUACCUCGAAUAUCACUAGCUAUGUUCUAUGGACCAAACGAGAACACUUGGAUUGGUCCAGUUGAAGAGUUGGUUGACGAAGAACACCCUCCUCUCUACCGAAGAUAUGAGUUUUCAGAGUAUAUGGAAGAAGUCAAAAAGCAAGUAGGAACAAGGCGAAGGGCGAAGGAAAUUUUCGAGAUUCGGCGUGAACAACAAGCAUGAAGAAUUGUAUCCUAAUUAACACUUUUUUUUCUUCUUUCCGCUAACUGUUCUUGUUUGUUAAUUUUUGUUGCAAUAAAUCAUACAUAGCUUAUUAUUAAUAGAAAAAGUACUUAAAACUUUCUUAAACUAUAUGUAAUUAAUGGUUAUUGUCUUAAUAUUAUCUUAAAGUCUUGAGUGGGUAGAGAGUACAAUUCGUAAAUCUCGUAAUAUCUAAUAAAGAAUUAGAUUAACAUAUAAAA